GGAACGCCAAUCAAGGCGCAGGCUGGAGCAAGUUCCCCAGCCGCCUGUGUGUGUGAGUGCGGGAGCUGUGGCUGCAGAGAGGGGAGUCUGCUGUACUGGCAGCGGGUGCGUCAGCUCGGGCCGCCGGCAAGAUGAUGAAGUUUCGGUUCAGGCGGCAGGGCCACGACCCGCAGAGGGAGAAGAUAAAGCAGGAACUGUUCUCCUUCAACAAGACGGUAGAACAUGGAUUCCCCAACCAGCCAAGCUCACUCGCUUUUGACCCAUUACUCCGAAUUAUGGCCAUUGGAGCAAAAUCUGGAGCCGUUAAACUAUAUGGAGCCCCAGGCGUGGAGUUUACGGGUUUGCACAAAGACACGGCCACCGUCACCCAGAUGCACUUCUUACCCGGACAGGGUCGCCUCCUCUCUCUACUGGAUGAUAACACCAUACACCUGUGGGAGCUACAGCAGAAAGAUGGCAGCUCUUACCUUGAGGAAACUCACAGCUUCAUCCUUCCUGGCAAGCCAGGCUCUCCUCCGAGUGUCACGCGAGUGACUGUCAUACUGAUAACUGCCUCGUGUGAGGUGGCGGGCCUGGGGACAGAAGGAGGAGGGGUGUACUUUAUCCAGAUCCCAAGUUUCAAACUGCUGGAGGAGAAGACUUUGCUUCAUGAUGAGAUCAUAAAAAGCUUGCCAGAGGAGUACAGGUGCGGGAAGACUCUAGGACCUGUCGAGUCUUUGCAGGAGCAUCCGUGUCAGCGCGGGAAGAUCCUGAUUGGCUACAGCCGAGGACUGGUGGUUUUAUGGGAUCAGGAGGGCCGGAAAGUGGAGCAUCUGUUUCUUGGGAAUCAGCAGUUGGAAAGUGUCUUCUGGGGCCGCAAAGGGUCUUCGUUCAUCAGUUCCCACAGCGAUGGAGGGUAUAUGGUAUGGGACGUGGGUAGUGACUCCAGCACCACCUCACAGCCAGUCACCUCUAAAAUACCAUAUGGUCCAUUUCCCUGCAAAGCCAUCAACAAAAUUCAGUGGCGGUCCACCAGUUGUGGAAACCCAUUCAUCAUAUUCAGCGGAGGAAUGCCCCGGGCCAGCUACGGGGACAGGCACUGCGUUACUAUUCUCCAAGGGCAGAAUCUGGUGACCCUGGAUUUCACUUCUCGCGUCAUCGACUUCUUUACAGUGGGCCCUCUCAAGAGUGAAGAUGACUCGGACAAUCCCACUGCUCUGGUAGUGUUGGUGGAGGAGGAGCUGGUGGUGAUUGACCUGCAGACUCCUGGUUGGCCGACUGUCCCCACGCCUUACUUGGCUCCCCUCCAUUCGUCCGCCAUCACCUGCGCCUAUCAUAUCUCCAACGUCACCACCAAGCUGUGGGAGAGGAUCAUCAGUGCGGGGGAACAGCAGAACCCUCAAGUUUCUUCAGUGAAUUGGCCAAUAGAUGGAGGAAGGAAUUUAGUAGAGGACCCUGCCCAGCGAGGGCUUCUUCUUACUGGGCAUGAAGAUGGCACCGUACGUUUUUGGGACGCCUCUGGGGUGGCACUGAGACCCCUGUACAAGCUGAGCACGGCCGGAAUCUUCCAGACAGACUGCGACCACAAUGAGAGUUUCAACCAAACUAACGAUGAAGAGUGGCCCCCGUUCCGCAAGGUUGGAUGUUUUGACCCUUACAGUGAUGACCCACGCCUGGGCAUACAGAAGAUUGCACUUUGCAAGUUCAGUGGCAAGAUGCUGGUGGCUGGCACCGCAGGGCAGAUUCUAGUGAUGGAUCUGAAUGACGAGAAGUCGGAGCACACAAUCAAUGUGGCCACGGUGGACCUGUUACAGGAAAGGGAAGGCUUUACGUGGAAGGGCCACGAUAGGCUGACCCCAAGGAAUGGCUCCAUCUUCUUCCAGUUGGGCUUUCAGACCACCAUGUUGGUGCAGUGUAUGCCCCCUGCGGCUGUCACUGCCAUUGCGCUGCAUUCAGAGUGGAAUCUGGUAGCAUUCGGGACUAGCCAUGGCUUUGGGCUCUUCGAUUAUCACCGGAGGAGUCCUGUGCUUGCCAGGUGCACCCUGCACCCCAAUGACUCGCUGGCUAUGGAGGGUCCGUUGUCAAGAGUGAAGUCCUUAAAGAAGUCCUUAAGGCAGUCGUUCCGCAGGAUACGGAAGAGCAGGGUCUCUGGGAAGAAAAGGCCAAACACCGGCAGCCCACCCAGCAGGUUACAAGAAGCCAACGCGCAGCUCGCGGAACAAGCAGGACUUCAUGACCUUGACAUUCCCCCUAUUCAGAGAAGGAUUGAACCCCGCUCUGCUGAUGACUCCCUGUCGGGCGUUGUGCGUUGCUUGUAUUUUGCACACACUUUCCUCCGGGAUGCCGUCCAUCACGGCCCUACCAUGUGGGCAGGCACCAAUUCUGGCUCAGUAUUUGCGUACGCUUUGGAGGUGCCAUCACGGGAGAAGUUAUCGGAGCGCUCGGCAGAGGCUUUGUUGGGCAAGGAGAUUCAGCUCAUGCAUCGGGCCCCAGUAGUUUCCAUUGCAGUGCUGGACGGGCGAGGAAACCCCCUGCCUGAACCCUUUGAGGUUUCCCAAGACUUGGCCAAAGCACCAGAUAUGCAGGGGACCCACUCGGUGCUGAUCUCUUCUGAGGAACAGUUUAAGGUAUUUACACUGCCCAAGGUGAGUGCCAAGACGAAGUUUAAGCUGACUGCCCACGAGGGCUGCCGCGUGAGGAAAGUCGCCCUCACCAACUUCACCAGCGCCGCUUCUGACGACUACUCUGAGAACUGUUUGUCGUGUUUGACCAACCUGGGGGACAUCCACGUGUUCACUGUGCCGGGACUGAGGCCUCAAGUGCGCUACGACUGUAUACGGAAGGAGGAUAUCAGCGGUAUUGCCUCCUGCGUCUUCACCAAGUACGGGCAAGGCUUUUACCUGAUCUCUCCCUCGGAGUUUGAGCGUUUUUCCUUGAGUGCCAAGAACAUCACAGAGCCCGUAUGUCUGGUGGAGUUUGAUAGGCCCCACGAUCCUUCUCACUUCAGCAAUAAGGUGACUCCAUCUCCAAAAGCCAACCAAGCCAAUGGGACGCACAUCCUGAGGGACUCUGAAGCAACCCAGCAGGCAACGGAAGGGAAUGUGUGCGAGCGCAGGCCAGAAUUUUCGCCCUCUCCUCUUGACUCGCCACUGAACAGCAUGGACACGACUCUCGACACCACAGGAGACAUUACGGUGGAGGAUGUGAGGGACAUACUGGGAUCGACAGAUGAAGCCGAAAAGAAUAUGAAGAAUUCAGCAGAUGACCCCCUGCCUUCGGAGAUAUUGAUUAAAUGAGGGACUAGGCUUUCUGAAGCACCUCCUGUUCCCACGGCUGGUUUCCUUAACUCUGCUGGUUCGGACCAUUUCUGAAAGAAGCGAUGCGCUGGUUUAAUUCCACUUUUUCUUGGAGGGGGAAAAAUAGGCCAAUGGAUUGUUCCGAGGAGGCUGCAACUGCAGAUCAGUUGGCUUUUCUGCUAAAUCUAACAACUUUCCCACCCAUUCUUCUUGGUAUAACCACUGGAGUAUUAAUAGACCUUUCCACCGGCUCAUCCUGUUCUUCAACUCAUGACCUGGACCGUUCCGCCAUGAAGAACCUCAAAACUGUUUUGGUUUAUUGUUAUGCAAAGGGCUCAUGGGACUUUUUCUAUAUUUUAUAGAACACUUGGCUUCAUAGGAGAGAUCUUCCCUUUUGUGCUUGGACCCUGCAAGUCCUUCAUCUGACCAAAUCCCGUCCGUUUUGUACGGUCAAUGUUGUACAGAAAUGCAGAGAACUUGUUGGUGGAGCAGGACAGCCAUGAAUAUUAGACACAUGAUGCACGACGUUCUUUGAGUGCCUUUGGGGCAGAUUAUUAUUCACAUACGACCCCCAUGAAGCCAGAAAAGCUUCAGAUUAUCUAGUCAUUGGGUUUUUAAUGGUGCUUUCCCACACUGGUGGUUGGUCAUUUCACACAGGCUGUUUCUGGUCAAGAAAAACAAAAUGGAGCCCUCUGCUUUCUGAUUGGACACCGAGCCUUUCUGAUUGGACACCGAGCCUUUCUGAUUGGACACCGAGCCUUUCUGAUUGGACACCGAGCCUUUCUGAUUGGACACCGAGCCUUUCUGAUUGGACACCGAGCCUUUCUGAUUGGACACCGAGCCUUUCUGAUUGGACACCGAGCCUUUCUGAUUGGACACCGAGCCUUUCUGAUUGGAGGCUACGAUGUGGUGUCGGCCAGGUCCGCUCUGAAUUGCUGCUCUGCACACCCCUCCCAUGAGGAGCCAUUCCUGAUAUCUUUCUGAAUGUUUGUAUCUUGCACGUCUUUUUCUCCCCUUUUGUUUCACAUAGGUCCGCCUCCAAGAUGGAGGCUGUGAUGCCAUCGGUGGGGGGGGGCUUAAAUGCACACGCUGCCAGUUAUUGUCUUGCCCGCUCUGCUGCAACUGAAAGGCUGAACAUCGGCCGAAUCCUUCUUUGUAUUUGCCUGCCGCGGCCAUGGACUGCUUUGUAACACAAACUGUGACUUCCCGACUCCUGCAGCAUUCCAGGGGUUCAAUCGGAACAUUUAUAGCGACUGUCGCGUGUUUAGAGAUAUUUUUGUAUGCCUCCGUUUCUAAGGCUAUUUUGGUACUUUUUUCUUUUAGUCCCGGGGAGGCGGGGCCAGGUCAGAAGCCAAGGGGGCGGUUUCACUCGCUAACAGUUCAUUUUGUUUUGGACAAGUUGAUGUUGGAGGAAUUAUCCAGUUUACAUGGAUUUUAUUUUUCUGUUUAGGAAUUUUUUUUUGUUAGGGGUUUUGUUUAGGUUAAAAAAAAUCACUUUUAUUAAAAAAAGAGGAAAUAAUAAAGUAUUCACUUGUCCGUCA
Xenopus laevis (African clawed frog) is the source of this 4816-nucleotide messenger RNA. It is a transcript of the gene llgl1.S, whose product is annotated as LLGL1, scribble cell polarity complex component S homeolog. Gene Ontology annotation, cellular component: cortical actin cytoskeleton; cytoplasm; plasma membrane. Lineage: Eukaryota; Metazoa; Chordata; Amphibia; Anura; Pipidae. The record is from RefSeq and is marked provisional. Gene Ontology annotation, biological process: regulation of establishment or maintenance of cell polarity; establishment of spindle orientation; regulation of Notch signaling pathway. Gene Ontology annotation, molecular function: GTPase activator activity; myosin II binding.